Messenger RNA from Thecamonas trahens ATCC 50062, 3195 nucleotides. RefSeq lists its product as uncharacterized. The record is from RefSeq and is a predicted model, not a curated record. Gene Ontology annotation, molecular function: metallopeptidase activity. The transcript has 3 exons. The coding region runs from base 1 to 3195 and encodes 1064 amino acids. Lineage: Eukaryota; Apusomonadida; Apusomonadidae.
AUGUCGAUGCCACUGGAGCUCUUAGCGAAUCGCGGCAACAUUGGCUCUUCGGACAAGACUUCGACGGCCACACUCCUCGCGGCGGCCAAGGACGUUUAUGACGUCCAUGUGGCCACAGAAAACUGGCACUUGCUGUACAAUGCCGAGAGCUUGACGUUGUGCGUGAUCGAUGGCGUGUGCGUUGAUGGCGUGGCGGUGUCUCCGAUGGACGAGUCGGCGGAGGGUGAAGCCUUUGCACCGUUGAGGUGGACCGUCUAUGCGCCAAAGGCAAAGCUGGCGACCGGAGAUGAGUUCAGGGUGAUUCUUGGCGGCCACGCUGAUGGCAGCUACGGAUUGGAUGACAUCUUGCUGAUGGGAAGCGCACGCGAGGCUGGAAGUACUGGUCGGAGCGCCGAGACUAGCCCUAGCUCACUGUCGAUUGCUCGGCGGAUGACUGGCAACAGCGACGACCACGCGGUUGUGUCGUCGGUACUGGCCACGGCAAUGGCAGGGACGCGGCUCGAGAUCGGUGGGCACGUAGUGAUGGUGACGCAGCGGCGGGCUGGGGGCAUGGCGGCCAAGGUGCUGUUGAAAGCAAGCAGCGACGGUGUGCAGGCCGACAUCCGGGUGACAGGCGACGGGCGGGUCCGGGCGGUCGUGCGGAGCCGGGCCGGCGUGACGUUGCUGGCUCCUGCAGCAGGUGGGCGGUCGGUGGGUGACAGACGCAGCGUCGUGGCGCAUACUCUCAGCCACGCCACACACGCCGAGUAUCCGCUUGUUCACCAGCGGCUGCAUCCGCACGCAGCCGAACCGCAGGUGUUUGGCACGCACCAGUGGCGGCGGCAGGUGCACGCUCGGUCUGGCGGUGGCGGUGGCGGUGGCAUACUUGACAUUGUCGUGGGCUACACUGACGGUGCGCUGGCGGCGGCAGGCAACUCGCACGCGACGAUUGCAGUGGACAUCGAGGCUGCCGUCGACGAGCUCAACGAGGCGAUGACCAACUCGGGACUGACGUCUCAGUUUGCCCUUGUGGCCACAUUGCAUGUGCCGAGCGUGGAGAACGAGGCAACGACGCCGAUGUCGGAAGUGCUCGACGCAGUGCAUAACCCUGGUGAUGGUGUCGGCGACGGGCUCAACAAGCUCCGCGAUGCGAUGGGCGCCGAUGCGGCGGCGCUCAUUGUCGGCUCGACAGCGACCACAUCGGCAUGCGGACUCGGAUAUUUGACUACAGUGCUUGACGCGAUGCAGACGCCGUCAUUCAUGUUCUCUGUCUCUACGCUCUCGUGCGUGCGGGUCGCGAUGACUUUGGCGCACGAGGUGGGUCACAAUCUAGGUGGUAACCACGACCUUGCGACGACUACAUCUGCCGGGCUGUUCUCGUACUCGCACGGGUAUUUGUUUGGCGGUGGACAGGGGUACCGGACGAUCAUGGCGUACGGGGAUGACGAGGAGCGGGUGGCGCACUUUUCAUCGCCAGCAGUUACAUACGCGUCGAUUGCUACAGGCUCUGGUGGGGCAGACAACGCGGCAACAUUUGAUUUCUCGGCGCCGAUCAUCAACUUGUACACCAAUGCGACAAGUUGCAACACUCUGGGCGAUUGCCCCACCAGCGGCACGGUGUGCACGGUGGCGACGGCGUGCCGCAACCACACGUGUGUGUACGAACAUACGGCGGCGAUGUGCGCGACGGGUAUUGCGUGCGAGCCGGACGGCGUGUGCUCCGAAGGUACGUGCACGCGGCUCGCCAGCUCGCCCAACAACACGCCCGGCUGCAACCGGGUGACAAAGGUGGUCGGCAGCGGCAGCAAUUGCGCGGUCGAGUAUCUUACGUCAUCAGGGCCGCCGUCGCCACCAGUCGGCACGGUGGUCACGUCGCCAUCGGAGCUGGGGACAAUCGCCAUCGGAAGUGGCGGCGAGCGGCUGAUGUCUGGCCUGAGUUUCGGCAGCCUCGGCAUUCCCAAGGGAGCCAACAUUGUGUCGGCACGCGUCUAUCUCAGCGGCCUGGUCUUCACCUCGGCGAACGGCAAUGUGGUGAUCAACGGCGAGCUCGGUGCGACACCGGCUGCGUUUUCGGCGAGCCCAAGCGAGCUCAGUACCCGGCCCAAGACAGUAGCGACGGCAACAUUGGAUAUGUCAACCCGGCCGCCGAUCAACUGGCUAGAAACGCACGAACUGGCGUCGACGGAUGUCACUGCAAUUUUCCAGGAGCUGGUGGACCAGGCAACGUGGACAACAGGCAGCAUGGGCGUUGUGCUCUUCUCGGGCACUGCCAACAUUGUAGUCGCGCCCGGAGGUCAUGCAACGGCGAGCCUGCAUCCACGGCUGGAGAUUGACUAUGACUUUGCGGGCGGACUCUGCGGCAACGGGGCGGUCGACGGUCCGGAAGAGUGUGACCCUGCGAUUGCCAACUCUGGCGUGUGCUGCUCGGCAAGGUGCGUUGCGAUGGCCGACGCGGCCCCUUGCGCCGACGACGGGCUCUUCUGCACUGGCGCCGAGCAGUGCAGCUCAGGCGUGUGCACCUCGUCAGGCAAUCCCUGCCUUGGCGGCGGCGAGUGUUCGUCGACGUGCAACAACACGCUUGCGACGUGUAACUUGCCCAACACAACACCUUGCAGCAGCGGGGUGUGCGCGACCGGAGUGUGCGGCAACUUUACCGUCUGCUCAAUCGCGGCCGACUGUAGCGGACUGGUGCCGAGCAGCGACUGCGCCGUCUUUGUCUGCAGCGUAAGCAUCUGUGUCGAGACAAACGCAGCCGACGGCACGUCGUGCAAUGGCGGCAAUGGGGCAUGUUUGGGCGGUGCAUGUAGUCUCUUCGCCUCACCGCCACCACCUGCGAGCAGGCCGCCGUCCUCACCGCCAUCGCCGUCGCCAGGAAACGGCACCGUGGGCGAUACCAAGGAGGAGAACACGGGCCCGUUCUCGUCGAUGGGAGUGCCGGACAGUGUCGUUGGCAUCCCGUCGUGGAUUGUGGUCUCGAUUGGACUUACUCUCGUGCUCUCGCUCCUCUGCUGCUGCGCCAAGCGGCUCCGCGGACGGCGAUCAUCAGCAAGCGUCCGGCCCAUGCCGCCACCAAACAGCAGCGGCCAUGCAUCCGGAUUUCAGUACGAUGCCAGGAAGGCUGGCGGUGAGCACGGCUUGCGGCGGGAGGCGACUCGGCAUUAUACGCCGCAUCGGCGUGACUCGGGUGUGCGGUAUGAGUCGUCCGGCUGGGGCUAA